UGGAGGAGGGGCAUAGAGAGAGAGAGAGAGAGAGAGAGUUGAUGGAUAGAGGGGAAUUUAUCAUAAGGGUCAGGUAAAAAGACAGACAUCUGCAUCGAUGGUGCCUGCACAGACAGCUGUUUGAUAGACAGCUGAAGGAUCCAAGAAGCGAUGAAGGAUUACUGGUAUGGCGCCCUUCUUAUUUUCAUCCUGCUUCAUGGAAGCUCCCAGACCAACGUAUCCCAAACAGGGAGUUUGUCCUGUGUGAACGACUACUUGACAAACAUUUCCUGUGUGUGGUGGAACUCUACGGAUAUCUCCGCUCGGCGAUGUGAGCUUCAUGGGGUCAAAAGCAGGCAAAAUGCAAGGUGUGAGCUGUUGCCACUGAACAGUCAUUCAUAUUCUCCCAGAGGUUGUGCUUUGACGUUUGAAACGAACUUUUUCUUUCUUGUUAAAGUCACCUUGAAAGUGUCUUGUAAUGGAUCUCUCUUCACAACAAUGCAUUAUAUACCUGCCCGACACAUUAAGACGCAGCCCCCGGAUAAGCCCGAUGUAAACGGCACCAAGGUGUUCUGGAGUCGAGGCGUUAACUUUCCCAAUGACAUCAUAGAAUAUGAAUUCCAGGUUCAGUUUAAGCCUGGAGAAUGGGAAUGGGAGCGGGCGGAUCCUAAAUUAUCUCAGAGAACGGAGAUAGACCUGCCCCCUGACAUUCUAACUAUAGGAGAAGAGUACCAGGCUAGGGUCCGCGUGAAGCCGGUUGAAAGCAGAAAUGAGGGUUAUUUCCAGGGGGAGUGGAGCGACUGGAGUCCUGCUGUGUCUUGGAGGUCUGAGGUUGGGAAAUCACCGCCAGGUGACAUCUCAGUUUUGCCCGAUGACAGCCACACAAUUAUGAUCAUUGGUGUCCACGUGCUGCUUGUAAUUGUUGCCAUUUCUUUGUACAAGGUCAAAAAAAGCAGCGGGUGGUUGAAACCAAAAAGUCAACACGUUCCAGAUCCCUCUAGAUUUUUCAAACCUCUUCACACUGUUCACGGAGGAAACUUCCAGAAAUGGGUGGGCUGUCAGAAUUCCUCUGGGCCUUUUCUUAAUCCGCAGUCCUGUGAUGAUAUCUCACCUGUUGAGGUCUCUGAUAUUUGGAACGUGUCCUUCAUGGAUCGCAAAGCUACCGCCAAGCUCCUUCAUUCCAAUCCGGUGGACUCUGGACUUGAGAACAGUGGAACCAGCCAGGCUUCGUCAUCCAUAUUCUCCAACAUGGGCUACUUCUAUAGCAAAUCUCACUCAGGAUCCAUGCACCUAGAAACCUGCCCUGUGUAUUUCACCUACAACCCCGAGGAAGAUCUAAACUCGGCUUUCUCGUCUACCAGCUCAUCGUACGAUUUUCUGCAAAGCCCACAAUUCCAGGUGGACCAUCUGAUGAGCCCAGACUCUGGGUUUCACAUGCCGGAGCAAUACGAAGAAGACAGAGAUGAUGACGAAGUCUGUGAUGAUGGGAAUCCUCUGGUUUCCUUCAUAAUGUCAUUGUCUCAGAGUUCCCUUGGCUGUGUUCGCACCGCAGAGAGUUUUCCUCCCAUGCCCAUCAACACACCGUGGGCUGAACCUGUGAGCAUGCCCAAUUACACUUCCACAUUUGAGCCUGUAGAGGGCGCUACGGUCAGACCAUCCUCUCUGAUUGAGCCGUGUGCAAGUGGCUAUCUGACCUUGAAAGAGAUGCAGAAAUACAGCAACAAGUCUAUCUAAAUGCAUGUCUAUUGCAUUCGCAUCAGCAUUCGUUGUUUUUUUGCAUUAUUGCUUUUAGCCCUGCGAAUGCAAUGUUAUGCUGUAUUGCAUUCCAAAGUCAGUGGUGAUAUAUUACAACAUCUGGUUAAUGAGUAAAACAGCUUUGAAUUGUUAUAUUCUACAGUUCUAUCAUGCAUCGGCAUUAUAAGCUAGGUUUAAGUAAUUGUAACUUUUAAGAACUAUAUGUUGUAGAUCACAGUUUCAAGAACCUGAAUGCCAUUUAUAUUGAUAGUUCGUUAACGUUAAAAAUACAAUUGGCAAAAAUUUACCUCAUUUAAUUGUACAAACAAGAUUUUUUUUCGUUAUUAAUUGACAAACAUAUGUCAUCAACGUUCUACCAGAAGAUUAGGUGAUCAAAACCUUAAAUCACAAACUUUCAAUUCAGAUUUUCCUUAAGACAUUUAAAGGUCCAGUGUGCAAUUUUUUUGAGGAUCUUUUCACAGAAAUGCAAUAUAAUAAACAUAACUAAGUAUUCAGAGGUCUAUAAAGACCUCUAUGAAGCGUCAUGUCUACAUACGAAAGUGAAAACCGGAGGACAUCUUCUUUGUCAGCCACCGUAGUGUUUUGAAAGGAAGGGUGGAGCCAAUGGUUGCAAUUUAAAAUCUCACCACUAGAUGCCACUUAAUUUCACUGGACCUUUAAAUUUUAAUCUAAAAUUUUAUAUAAUUUUUUUUUUAAUUCAAUUUUUUUUUAUUUUCCAUUCAUUUUACACGGUGUAGGGUUUGUUCAUUUUGGCUGCUAGUUAUUACUGUUAAUGUUUAACAUUACUAAACGCUCUCAACAUGGUAUAAAUGCUGCUUUCUAAAUAUGUAAACAACAGUUUUACAUUAUAGGGAAAAAACUCUCUUCAGAUAUGAACAAUACUUCUUCUGUAUAUUUCUUCCAUAUUGGGAUAUCUGUGUGUUUUCUAACAAAAUAUUUUAUGAACCGAGAAAGCAUUAUUUAACAGUUAUGGACUGUACAUAUCUAUAAACAGCAUGUUAAGAAUACUUAAUAUUAAUUAAUAUGUUAUUAACAUGUGUUAAUAAAAUAUUAAAUGUUCUCUACUUCAAGCAAUGUGCUGACAUUUUCAAGUUAUAUAUUAUAUAUUAUACAGAUCAUUUUAAAACGAUUUAUGAAAUGAAAACAGAAUAACAUAAAAGAUGCUUGGUUUUUUUUCAGAUCUCAAAUACUGAAAGGAUAAAAAUUUCAUAUUAACCUAUAAGCAAUACAACAGUGAUGUGUACAUACAUUUUUAGCACACUUGAACAAAAUUAUUACAGUUUUCAUAUGUCUUUCACAUUGCUGUUGGAUGACCAUAUGUCCCUUCUGAGGUUUGAUUUUGUUGAAAUUCAACAGACACUAGACUGGAACGGCCACAAUACAUGUAGACAUACUGAUGAAAUUAAAAUUUGGAAUGGCCUCUUAAUUUCCCCCCUGCUGUAUAUAUAUAUAUAAAUUUACUCUAUAUUAUAUGUUACAUAGGACUACUGCUGUGAUAUGUACACAUCUAUUUGAUACGGUAUGUUUUUAUACUUUUUUUAAUAAAACAUGUAACUUUA
Molecule: messenger RNA, 3293 nt
Organism: Triplophysa dalaica
Lineage: Eukaryota; Metazoa; Chordata; Actinopteri; Cypriniformes; Nemacheilidae
Gene: il2rb
Product: interleukin 2 receptor, beta
Exons: 10
Coding region: 151-1713 (520 amino acids)
Biological process (GO): cytokine-mediated signaling pathway; immunoglobulin mediated immune response
Cellular component (GO): external side of plasma membrane; membrane
Molecular function (GO): protein binding; cytokine receptor activity
Source: RefSeq, a predicted model, not a curated record